This is a messenger RNA of Arachis stenosperma, 1854 nucleotides long. RefSeq names its product indole-3-acetic acid-amido synthetase GH3.10-like. The transcript has 5 exons. The coding region runs from base 1 to 1854 and encodes 617 amino acids. Gene Ontology annotation, cellular component: cytoplasm. Gene Ontology annotation, molecular function: acid-amino acid ligase activity. The record is from RefSeq and is a predicted model, not a curated record. Lineage: Eukaryota; Viridiplantae; Streptophyta; Magnoliopsida; Fabales; Fabaceae.
AUGGAUAAACAUGAACCUGAAACAGUUAGAAGCACUAGCAGUUAUGUCAACAAUGGCAACAUCAAUGAUCAUGAAGGCGACAUGAUUAGGUGGUUCGAGGAAGUGUCCGCCAAGGCCGGUGCUGUCCAAACGGAGGUGCUAUGCCGGAUCCUGAAAGAGAAUUUCAAGGUGGAAUAUCUGAACAAAUGGUUAUUAGUAGGGAAGGAAGAGAUUAAUGUGGCAGAGAUGGAUGCAUGUGCUUUGGAAUCUCUUUUCACUUCUGUGGUUCCUCUUUCCUCUCAUGAGGAUUUUGAACCAUUUAUUCAAAGGAUUGCAGAUGGGGACACUGCCUCUAUACUCACUCAGCAACCCAUAACCACUCUUUCCCUAAGUUCCGGAACCACAGAAGGAAGGCAGAAAUUUGUUCCAUUCACGAGGCACAGUGCACAAACAACCCUUGAAACUUUCACUUUAUCUGCAGCAUAUAGGUCAAGGGUUUAUCCAAUAAGGGAAGGAGGUAAGAUUCUUGAAUUCAUAUACAGCGGCAACCAAUUCAAAACAAAAGGAGGGUUAAUUGCAGGAACCGCCACAACACACUACUAUGCAAGUGAGGAGUUCAGGAUCAAACAGGAGAGAACUAAGUCAUUCACUUGCAGCCCCUAUGAGGUUAUCUCCGCCGGUGACUACAAGCAAUCCACCUACUGCCACCUCCUCCUCGGCCUCUUCUUCUCUCAUGAUGUCGAAUUCAUCACCUCUGCCUUCGUCUAUGGCAUCGUCCAAGCCUUUCGCAGCUUCGAAGAGCUCUGGAGAGACUUGUGCAAUGACAUUAGACACGGCACCUUAAGUUCUAGAAUAAAGGUACCAAAAAUGAGAGAGGCGGUGUUGGAAAUCAUAACAGCAAACCAAAGUUUGGCAUCAAGAAUAGAAGGGAUAUGCGAGGAGGUAGAAGUGAUGGAUUGGUUUGGUUUGAUUCCGAAGCUAUGGCCAAAUGCAAAGUACGUGUAUUCCAUAAUGACAGGUUCAAUGCAACCAUAUUUGAAGAGGCUAAGGCACUAUGCAAAUGGGUUACCAUUGGUGAGUGGUGACUAUGGUUCAAGUGAGAGCUGGAUUGGGGUUAAUGUGGAUCCAAGUUCACCACCAGAGAGUGUCACAUUUGCUGUGGUUCCAACUUUCUCUUACUUUGAGUUCAUACCACUUUACAGACACAAACAUAGUUGCGGUUCCUCUCAUGAUGCUGCUGCUGCUGAUGAUUUCGUUGAAGACAAGCCAAUCCCACUAUCUAAGGUUAAAGUUGGACAAGAGUACGAAAUUGCACUCACCACUUUCACUGGACUGUACAGGUGCAGAUUGGGAGAUGUAGUAGAAGUAGGUGGAUUUCACAAUGGGACCCCAAAACUUAACUUCAUAUGCAGAAGGAAACUGAUCCUAACAGUCAACAUAGACAAGAACACAGAGAAGGACCUCCAAGCAGUGGUCGAGAAAGCCUCUCACAUCCUCCAUUCACAAACAAACAACAACGCCGAGCUUGUUGACUUCACAAGCUACGCCGAACUAACAACCCAACCCGGCUGCUACGUCAUUUUCUGGGAGAUCAAAGGAGACGCACACGAUCAUGUGCUUCAAUCUUGUUCCACUGAAAUGGACGCUGCUUUUGUUGACUAUGGCUACGUGGUUUCCAGGAAAACAAGCUCCAUAGGGCCAUUGGAGCUUUGCAUUGUGGAGAAGGGUACGUUUAAGAAGAUUCUGGAUUGUUUUGUUGCAAAUGGUGCCACUUUGGGACAGUUCAAGACUCCUAGGUGCACCAAUAACCCUCUCUUGCUCAACAUUCUUCAUGCAUGCACCCUUAAGAUCUUUCGCAGCACUGCUUAUGCUUAA